This is a messenger RNA of Galendromus occidentalis (western predatory mite), 969 nucleotides long. RefSeq lists its product as uncharacterized. The annotation marks the transcript as partial. NCBI's taxonomy places the organism in Eukaryota, Metazoa, Arthropoda, Arachnida, Mesostigmata, Phytoseiidae. The transcript has a single exon. The record is from RefSeq and is a predicted model, not a curated record.
AUGGCUGACGACCUGACCAAUGCGCCGGCGGCGGAAACAUCGGAAACAUGUGACCCCCAAAGAGUAGGAACCAGGGGUACGGCGGCGGAGCGAGAUGAGAUGAACGCGCAACUCAUGAUCAGGCGCACGCUCCGCACGCCUUUCACGAAGAAGACGAAAGAGUUGGAGGAGGCGCUGCGUUAUGAGACAUCAAGUUAUAGUGAUUGCUCCAGGCUGUGGAAGACUAUCGAACAUACAUAUCAAGAGAUGGAACGAUGGAAUUCCCUGCUGACGCCGACCAUCCUCAGGCUCUCCCCGGACCAGUACGAAAAAACUAUGGAAAGGGUGUUCUUCUACGAGGACGAAUUCUUCAAGAUCAGGGAAGCGUUCGAAUCAAUCUUCCAUCCAGUGGCUCAGGCGUCCAGCGUCGGGAGCGCGUCUUCGCCUACGACAAGCUUGGCGCUCAACCGCAAGUAUCGUCUACCGAAGUUCGCCGGGGACUUCAAGAAGUUUCGAGAGUGGUGGCAGCUCUUCGACGUUCACGUACAUCGCAAGCCGCUCGAUCCGGUCGAGAAGUUCACACUUCUGAAGGAGGCGCUCGUAGGUCUCCCGGCGGCGGAGAUAGCACAUCUGGAGUUCAACGCAGACCAGUAUCCGGUGGCGAUCGGAAUCAUCGAGAAGAGAUUCGGCAGCCAGAGGGAGGCGGAGAAGGAGCACGUCUUCGAGAUCCAGAAACUCUACAAUUGGAGAGAUCUGCACCAGAACGAUAAGUUAUCGCGUUUUGUCUCCUCGCUGUCUCAAAACGUCAAAGCUCUGAUUUCUUUGGGCCUAUCUUACGAGUCACUUUCGGUGACAAUUGCUCCAGGCAUCCUAACGUGCUUACCGAGCACGAUGAGAGAGGACUUCACUCGAACGCAUUUCGAAAAGCUACAGCUGAAUGACGUUUCGAACAGCGAGCUUGAGACCCUCCUAGAGUACUUGGAGAAAGAG